Limulus polyphemus (Atlantic horseshoe crab) is the source of this 1394-nucleotide messenger RNA. Its product is annotated as mitochondrial import receptor subunit TOM40 homolog 1-like. Gene Ontology annotation, cellular component: mitochondrial outer membrane; mitochondrial outer membrane translocase complex. Gene Ontology annotation, biological process: protein import into mitochondrial matrix. The record is from RefSeq and is a predicted model, not a curated record. The transcript has 5 exons. Gene Ontology annotation, molecular function: transmembrane protein transporter activity. The coding region runs from base 696 to 1394 and encodes 232 amino acids. Lineage: Eukaryota; Metazoa; Arthropoda; Merostomata; Xiphosura; Limulidae.
CUAAAGUUUCGUCGAAACGAAGUUACAGAAAAUCAAUUAACGACUGGACGCGUAACAGUUAUUUGCUUUCUGUCUACUUCGGAGAAUCUAAUUCCAGAUUUUAAUAUUGUAAGUCCGGAAAAUGACGGCUUACCCACUGAAUGAUAAAACUAUUAGCAAAAUUGUGUUAUUUAGUAUCCUUAAAUAUAAAUAUAGUUUUAUCUUUCCGUAAACUAAAAUUGGAGAUCAAGAAAGAGAGAGACAGAGAAAAAGAAUGAAAUCUAAUUACACAUUAAUAUAAAUUUUAAAUACAAACGUUGGAUAAAUAUAUUUUGAGAUAAUGAUAAAUAUUUUGCAAAAGACGUAGAUUUAUAUCUGUUCUUCUUGUUGUGUGUUGUUAAAAUAUAUUUUUUAAUUUAAAAAAAUGCUUGUCAUAGUCUCAACACCACAUGGCCACAACGUUAUUGAUUACACGAAGAGGCAAGCUAGUUAAUGCUACUAGUGCUAGGUUUUAAGAAAAGGGUGUACUACGUAUUGUUACACUUUUGAAAGAUUAUAUUAUACUAUUUUUUUUAUAGUCCUAUAUUCAAAUCAUUAUGAUAUUGACGAAACGUAAGAGCUGAUUUUUAGUUAAUUUUUAAGUAAUUUUAUUCAACGCACACCAAAUCUGGCUUUUCAGUUUGAGAAGGCAGUAACUUGUUAAAAUAUAUAGUAAAAUGGGUAACGUGUUAGCUUCAAGUUCAAGUAUCUCGCCAUCCCCAAUACCUUCACCACCACCUCCAAAUGCUCCUCCACCUUCGACUGCUGGCAGUCUUGGGCCUGAUGAAACUGAGAAAUUGGACAGCAACCAUAAUCCUGGUUCAAUGGAGGACUUGCAUAAGAAAUGCAAAGAGAUUUUUCCAGUUAAUUUUGAAGGAGCUAAAUUGAUGGUCAACAAAGGCUUGAGUAAUCAUUUCCAGAUAAGUCACACUCUUAGUUUGAGUUCCAUCACUCCAUCUGGAUAUCGGUUUGGUGCCACAUAUGUAGGUACCAAGCAGUUGAGCCCAGCAGAGGCUUAUCCUGUGUUAUUAGGGGACAUUGAUCCAAGUGGAAACCUCAAUGCCAACAUUAUCCACCAAUUUAAUAAGCACCUACGUACUAAGUUUGCUGCCCAGAUACAAGAUUCACGCUAUUUGGCAUCACAGCUAUCAGCUGAUUUCAAAGGUCAUGAUUAUACAGCAUCACUUACCUUGGGCAACAUUGAUGUUGUCAAUGGCUCAGGGAUAGCUGUUCUUCAUUAUCUUCAGUCAGUUACAUCAAAGGUAGCAGCUGGGGCAGAGCUUGCUUAUCAGUAUGGGUCUCAAGUCCCAGGUAGUGAGAUGGCUGUUCUAUCUCUAGCAGGUAGAUACACAGAUGAGAAUUGUUUAUAUAGUUGA